UCACAGAACACCAUUCUGCCUUGCCAAGAUCAGUAUUUUGUAGGAGGCCAGAGUUAUAAUUGCCCGUAUUCCACUGCAACGUCAGAAUCUAGUGUUGAUGUUUCCAAGGAGACUUGGGUCUCUUUCUGGGCUGCUGGUCUCCUGGACAACGCUGAGACCCAACAAGCACCACAGACACAGGAAGCAUCCUGUGACUUAAAUGUCCCUGUUCUGGACUCAUGUUCAUGGGAAGAGGCUCAGCUCUCCUCCCAGCUCUACAGAAAUAAGCAGCUCCAGGACACUCUAGUACAGAAGGAGGAAGAACUUGCUAGGCUACAUGAAGAGAAUAAUCACCUCAGACAAUACCUGAAUUCUACUUUGGUUAAAUGUCUGGAAGGAAAGGCCAAGAAAUUGCUGUCAUCAGAUGAGUUUUCCAAAGUGUGUGGAAAACUCAGAAAAGAGAAGAGGAAACCCAAAGAGCACAGACAUCCACCUGCUGAGAUACCCCAGUCCAAAACUGCCAAGAGAAACCUCUCCACAGAGUUUUCUAACUGUGAAGAACAACCUGGGCCCUGUGUGGACCCCUGGGUUCUUCAAACCCUUGGGUUGAAAGACCUAAACACCAUUGAUGACACCCUACCAGCUAACUACAGUGCCUUUGCCUCUCAUCCCAGAACAGUGCCCAGUACAUCCUCCCAAUUUCUACAUGAUGCAGUUGGCUAUGCAACUGUUCCUAGAGAUCUACACCUUGACUAUAGAGGGGACAGAACACAUGCCCCCCACGUCACUGCCAUCCACCAGGAAGACUGCCACUGUUUUCCUACGCUUUCCAACCCUCCAGGAGGGGUGCAAACUCUUCCUUACCACAGUGUAGAUGUGUCACCCAACAAGACAGAGGUGGCCUUCUCCACAUCUCUGAGCCCUCACUGCAAUGUGAAAACUCACUCUUUCCAUCAGGGACAAGCCUUUGUGCGUCGAGAUGAGGAGGGUGGCUGGAAGUUUACCUGGGUCCCUAAGCAGCCUUAGUGACCCCUCUUCUACCACAGCGUACUGCCAGGACCUCUGUUUACAAAGAUGUCUUUCACACGGUCUUGACCACCCAGAACACAGCAGCUGCCUGCCUCCUGCCACUGCCAGUGUUCCUUUCGGUGACACACUCAAAUCUGUAGGGCAUGGUUGUCAUGACAACACACUGAUAGGCAUCUGCUCUUCUUUAACUCAUGAUUGACUCGUUUACAUGUCCAUCCAUGCAGUUGACUUCCUCCCUUUGCCCGACACCUGGAAAUGCAUUUUCUAAUCACAUGGGUUUUUCAAGACCAGAAAGUACUUUUCCAGUUAUGGCCAGUUUAACAGCAUAUCCUUUUUGGUCAAAUGGUCUACAUGUUGCUUCUAUGACUCCUCUGCUUGUCUUUAUUUCUGAAAACUACUUUUAGAAUGAGCACUAUUUCUACUUCGCAUACUUACUCCUAAAUGGUCACAGACUGGGGGUGUGCCCAUUGGCACUAGUGAAGACACACUACCAAUGCGAGUAAACUUAUGCCCAGGGAAGAUCAAAUAAUUGUUUCAUGCGAUGUCCUCGAAGUGUCUUUUCAACAAUGUUAAUCUCACUGAUAAGCAAUACCAAUGACAUACUGUAGCAGUCAAAAGAAUUACUGCUACUUUAAAGUACCAUGUGGUAUAAGUAUCUCUAUUGGCACCUGGCAUUUUCAUUCAAACUUUUUUUUGAAGGACUUAAUUUAAAAGUGUGUGUGGGGGGGGGGGGAUUCCUUAACUACACAGACCCUGACAACCCUGUCAUUGGAAGAGUAGUCUAGCUUGCCUUUGCAAUUGCCUUAUCCUUUUUUAGCCUUCAUUCAGCAAUUCCCUCAAAAAUAUUUAUAGGAUACUUAGUAUCCAUGUUGGACAACACACUGUGACAUGUGGUGAGUCCUAGACUCCUGCAUGGGUUAACCUUGAAAAAGCUACUUCAUUUGUGUGAAGGUUUAGUUUCCCCGACUCUAGAAUAUACAAGUUAGAUUAGGCAAUCACUAACAUUCUGAGCUGAGUGUGAGUUCUAUCAGCUUUAGUCCAAGAUGACAUCCCAGCCUAUUCUUCCCUUUUUGAUAAGUGAUGCAGAUAGUGUACAGGGUGAACCUUACUUACAUACAAUCAAAACAAGGAUGAUAACUAUAAGCAAUAUAUAUUUACCAUUACAAAUUCUGUUCUGAUCACAAUAUUCUUCAGUGUAAGCCAGUUUUGCAUGGGAGAGUCAUUUGCAUCUACCAAUAGAGACAUGUUAAUUUUCAAACUGUGCAUUGCUUAAAUGCAAAUGCCCUCAUCACGGAUUUAUCCUUUUCUAGAUUAAAGACAUGUUCACAAGAGUUUAUUUCCUUUCCACCCUGUUCUUCUCAGAAUUAAGCACAUAUCACGGACAUGCACCUGUGCUGUCUGCACGUGGCCCCUUGCUAUUUCUCUCUCUCUCCCCAUUCCAUCUCAGUCACUCACUUCACAGAAUUUUUGUCUGACAUGUGUACUGUCUUUAAUUCUUUGUAACAAAGAUGUUCCUUUGGUUUUUGUUCUUUGUUCGCUGAUUUAGUUUGAUCAUCAAAUCAAAGAAUCUAUGCUAUAAUCUUUAUUGCUAAUCAGUUUUGCUUAUUAUCCAUGAAGGAGCUAAUAGUAUUCACUAGAGUGUUUUUAUAACUUAUGGAGCCAUAGAACUUUUGACAGCUUUCUUUUCAAAGGACUGCCUUUUACUUUCUGGUAUUCAUAUGAAAGCUCUGGUGGGUGACAUCAAUCUCAUUAUAGGAUAGCAAACUGAGCAUUAGAAUUGAUUGUAUGUUACUCCGCUAGGAACUGAGUAAACAAUGCAAUUAUUUUGAAAGUCAAAUAAACAGAAAAACAAAAUUAGCUACCAGGUAUUUAUGCUGCAUUGUUUCAGUGCUGUAUCAUGUGAUGCACACCAUGAGGAAAUGCCCAAGUUCAGCACAGUACAUUUGGUGCACAAAGAACAGCCACAUACAUAUCACAGCUUUUGAGAUUGUUUCAAAGCAACUUGGUCUCAGCCUGGUUUAUGGAAAUUACAUUCCAUUUAUAACUCAUUUGGACUUAUAUUGUAAAAGGCAGUAUCUGAGAAUUAGCGUAUAUUUUUGCAAUCAUAUGUUGAAAUUGCUGAUCUAUUUUGAGUUAGAUAAAGAAUAUCAUUUUGUCGAUAUUUAAGAAAUUUGAAAUUUCAUUAUUUGAGUGCAUGUUCUGACUUCUAUGGCUUGGUCUUUUCUCUCCAGGGAACCAGUUAAUAUUCUACAAGAUAAAGUGACAAACAAAAGCUCUGUCCUUUUUUGAAUGUGAUGAGAACUUUCAUAUGAUGCAAAUGAUUUGCAACAACAGAUUUUUCUCCUGCUAAGUUGUGACUAUAUUUCUCUUUAUUUUCACUAAUUUUAGAAUACAUUUAUAGCUGGACUAGUAUCAUUGUUAUUUAUGGUUACUGGCUGCCUCCUUUUUCCAGGUAAUAAAUGAGGCUUUUGAAUAAUCUAUGGCCUAAAGAAUCAAAUGCCUUAUGGAUACAAAAGUCUUGAACCUAACCUCAUAUGAGAAUUUGUAUCUAAUGUUGAUUGUUAAUUAUAUUCUGAAUUUCUCUCUCUUUAAUAAUAAUAUAUUAACUAUUUGAAAAUUGUAUACAAUGUAUUUUAAUCAUAUUCACCAACACCCCCAAUUCCUUCUAGAUUCACCCUAUCUACCCUCAACUCCCUCCCCACCCCAACUUCUUUGUUUUUGGUUAUUUAUGAAUAAACCUAAUAGGUGUAGUUCUUAAACUACAAAUACAUGGCAUAGUUAUGUUUUUAAAUGUUUUAUGUCUACAUUUAUUAAGAUGAACAUAAGCAUCUAGUUUUAAUUCUUACACAGAAUAUCUACAAAUGUCAAGCACAAUUUACCACUUGCAUUUUAAAUGCUAUGAUUUAUUUGUGAUUGGAACUCUUUAU
Peromyscus californicus insignis is the source of this 3935-nucleotide messenger RNA. It is a transcript of the gene Gmnc, whose product is annotated as geminin coiled-coil domain containing. The record is from RefSeq and is a predicted model, not a curated record. The annotation marks the transcript as partial. Gene Ontology annotation, cellular component: nucleus. The transcript is spliced from 4 exons. Gene Ontology annotation, biological process: negative regulation of cell cycle; negative regulation of DNA replication. Lineage: Eukaryota; Metazoa; Chordata; Mammalia; Rodentia; Cricetidae.